AUGGAACGCCUAAGGAAUAUGACAACCUCAAUUGUUUCUUUUGGACAGACUGUUGCUCGAGAACAUCCAACCGCCCUAGCCGUUGGCAGCACGGGACUUGCACUCGCUACAGCACCUAUCACUGGCCCUGCAGUAUUAGGUACUGUCGGUUUCAGUGCUACAGGGCCUGUUGCGGCUUCUCUUGCUGCGGCAUGGCAGUCUUCAAUUGGGGCAGUCCAAGCUGGGAGUCUGUUUGCCACCCUACAGGGAGCUGCAAUGGGAGGCGCUGCUGCGGGGAUAUUUACGACAGCUUCAAAUAUUGGGUUUGGGAUAAUGGGAUUCGCGGCAGUUGGAGCACAAGUGACUGAUACGAGAGAAGGAUUAUCAGAGAAACAUGAUGGCGAGCAUGCUGGUAAAGCAAGAAAUUAUGAUAAAAGUCAGCCAGCUGAAGAUAACGAAUGUAUGACAAGCAACCCUGAGACGUCUGAUAUGAAUGACUCUCUAGACACAGAAUUCGCGAAAUUGCUUAAGAUUGACAUAUCUUGA
Messenger RNA from Aspergillus alliaceus, 525 nucleotides. Its product is annotated as interferon alpha-inducible IFI6/IFI27 family protein. The record is from RefSeq and is a predicted model, not a curated record. NCBI's taxonomy places the organism in Eukaryota, Fungi, Ascomycota, Eurotiomycetes, Eurotiales, Aspergillaceae. The coding region runs from base 1 to 525 and encodes 174 amino acids. The transcript has 2 exons. Gene Ontology annotation, cellular component: membrane.